Molecule: messenger RNA, 1887 nt
Organism: Lachancea fermentati
Lineage: Eukaryota; Fungi; Ascomycota; Saccharomycetes; Saccharomycetales; Saccharomycetaceae
Source: the annotation of a GenBank genome assembly
AUGUCUACCCAGUUCCUUGCUAAGACAUCGAGUGAAAUAGAGCUUUUUCAAGGCUAUCCGUCGUUUGAUCAAUUGACGAGGGACAAUGCCGAACAGGUGCGCGUAUCACUUUUAUCUCCCUGUGGCAGAUUUAUGGCUUUAGCCACCACCGAUGCAGUGAGCGUGUACACUAAUGAGGAAUUUACCAAUUUACUGAUUUCCUUCCCUCUGAAAGACGUUUAUGAUUUGCAUUUUUCUCCUUCUGGGAAUUUUUUGAGUACUUGGGAAAGGCCGUCGCUAUCAGAACCGGAACACAAGAACGUGAAGAUCUGGUACUUGAAUGUCGAAGCGCCUUCCUCGGAACCAAAGUUUGCGUACCAAGCUAAGGUUCAAAAUGGAUGGGCUUUACAAUUCAGCAAGCUUGAUGACUACGCUGCGAAACAGUUCGGAAAAGAAGUGAGACUUGUGAAGCUUGACAAUGAGGAUACUGAAUUUAACUUCAAUAAGCCAUACACCAGACUAGUACCAGAGCAGCCCAUCUCCAACUAUCUGAUAUCGCCUGCAGAGCAUCCCACCAUCUGUACUUUCUCCCCCGAGAAAGGUGGUAAACCUGCUAUCCUAGCCAUUUACUCCAUCACUGAGGAGGGUACGAUUACCAAAAAAAUCGCAUCCAAGACCUUUUUCAAAGCUGAUUCAUGCCAACUUAAGUGGAAUCCUUUGGGUAAUGCUGUUUUAUGUCUAGCGAUCACAGAUUUCGACUCCUCGAACAAGUCGUACUAUGGUGAAAAUACACUUUACUUACUGUCAUUCCAGGGAGUCAAUGGUGCGUUAGGUGGUAAAUCAGUACGUGUACCUUUGUCUCAAGAAGGUCCAAUUCAUGAUUUCACCUGGUCGCCAACAUCUAGGCAAUUUGGUGUGAUCUUCGGAUAUAUGCCUGCCACGAUCACUUUCUUUGAUGUUAGGGGUAACAUCGUACAUACACUUGCUGAGCAACCAAAAAAUACGAUGUUGUUCUCUCCUUCGGGUAGAUAUAUUUUGAUUGCAGGGUUCGGUAAUUUACAAGGUUCUGUGGAGAUCUUAGAUCGUCAUGACAAAUUCAAGUGCAUUUCCAAAUUUGACGCCGCCAAUACUUCCGUAUGCAAAUGGUCUCCCGGUGGUGAAUUCAUCUUAACAGCGACUACUUCUCCACGCCUCAGAGUUGAUAAUGGCUUAAAGAUUUGGCACGUUACUGGUACUUUAUGUUACGUUAAAGAGUAUAAGGAGUUGUUGAAGGUCGACUGGAGGCAUCCAUUCCCAUACAAGACAGGCAGAAGCCAUGUGAUCAAGGAUAUGCACAACAAAGAUGAGGAAACCAUUGAUCCAAAAUUGAGCAAACAGCAACUUGAAGUUCACCAAACCGCUGUUGAAUACAAUUUGAAGCAUCAAAAGAAGAGCAGUUCGAGCAACGGUUCUGCCAGUAAGCCCGUUGGUGCAUACAGACCCCCUCAUGCUAGAAGAGCUGGUGUCUCAUCCACAGUUCCUGGAAUGGCAUCGAAACCUGUACAAAGAGUUGUCCCAGGUAUGGCGCCAGCUAGCAACACUAUCCCAGGCAUGGCAAGCAAGGAAUCCAAAACAGCAUCUAAAAACAAGAAAAAGAGAGAAAAUAAGAAAAAAGACGCUGCCACAGAAAACCAAUCAUCUCCUACUCCUACACCAAUUGACAACGACGGUCCAAAACCCAACAAGGAAGCCUCUCCUGAGGAGAAGAAAAUACGUUCUCUCCUAAAAAAGCUAAGGGCUAUCGAAGCUCUCAAGCAAAGGCUUGAAUCAGGUGACAAAUUGGAGGACACACAAAUUUUGAAGAUUCAGUCUGAGGACAAAGUGCUAAAGGAACUGGAGUUCUUAGGUUGGAAAGAUGAAAAUGCAUAG